AUGUUUGGUGGUGUUUUUUUACAUGUGCUUCAAGUUCUCAUAAUUCAAUGUAGCAAGGAGGAGCCACUACCUUUUGGAUCAUGGGAGCCAAAGUUAACAACAGUUCCAAAAUGUCUCAAAUCCCAUUUGACAUAUAUUCACAUAGAAGGAUAUCAAGGAUUUGAAGAUGAGCUAGCAUUUGCUGAAUAUAUAUUGCAUAAUGGACAGAUUUUGGACACAAUGCUUAUUUCAUUUGAUACUUCAAUGGACCUCACAAACAAGUACUGCUCUUUCAAAAGAUUAACUGAUAUACCCAGGGGCUCUGUCACAUGCCAACUUAAAUUUGACUCCAAUGUGUCUCCUUAA
Messenger RNA from Vicia faba (fava bean), 345 nucleotides. Lineage: Eukaryota; Viridiplantae; Streptophyta; Magnoliopsida; Fabales; Fabaceae. The record is from the annotation of a GenBank genome assembly.